AUGAAUCACAAUAAUCAUUAUUAUGGUAACAAAUCACAAAAUAGUUCAAAAUCAAGAAAAUAUAAUAAUGAUAAUAAUAAUGGUAACAAUGAUAACAAUUUAGAAUUACAAAUUCAUCAUCAACCUUAUCAACAACGUUAUCAACAACAGCAGUGUCGUCAACAAAAUAUUCAAAACAGACAUCGACAGCAACAUUGUCGACAACAACCUUAUCGACCACAACAUUACAGAUUUAAAGUAGAUUCAAGAAAUUUACAUCGUCAUGAUGUUAAUGGUGAUGACGAUGGCGAUGGUAGUGAUGGUAAAAGAGAAGAAGUUGGACAGCACCAAUUUGAACCUGAUUCAUAUUAUAAUAACAAUAAAACAUAUCCAAGAAAUGGUGAGAGAAUGAGAUAUGAUGAACACAACAGACAUUAUAAUAAUAGUAAUAAUAAUGAAAAAGAACCUCACUUUGCUACAAUUGAUUAUUACGAAAACAAUGGUAAUAAUAAUAUAUCAAAUGAUAUAUGCAAAAAUAGAUUGCGUGGUAAUGAUUAUAGAAACAUAAGAAGACAUGACGAUGGAUUACAACAGAGUUACAAAAGACCGCCGUUACAUUUAAGAUUUAAAGAUGAUAACAAAUAUCCUACAUAUUAUUAUCCUAGAUCAAGAUCCCCCAGCUAUCAAAGAUCUAUAGAUUACAUAAAAAGACAAAGUCUCACCCCUUCAUCUCCAUCAUCAAUAUUAAGACAACAUGAAUUUGACGACUACUUAAAAAAUCGGGGAUCGUUAACAACAACGCCAUUAACUAAAGCGUCAACUACACCGAUUGAGAAACCUCCACUAAUGCUUAUAGUAUUAGAUCUGAAUGGUACAUUGGUUUAUCGUGAUGCUACAGUUUAUGACAAUAACAAGAUGCAGAAUCCUAAGCCAAUUCUAGAAGAACUCUGUCAAUACGAAACGUCCUUAUUUUUUUCGUGCCAGACCUCUUCUUCCGGUUCUUCUAAAUAUUAUUCGAUUUCCAAAAGUUCUACAGCACUAAUAGUAAAUGGACAUCAACCUUUAUUGCAACCUUCACAGUAA
This is a messenger RNA of Entrophospora sp. SA101, 1062 nucleotides long. The record is from the annotation of a GenBank genome assembly. NCBI's taxonomy places the organism in Eukaryota, Fungi, Glomeromycota, Glomeromycetes, Entrophosporales, Entrophosporaceae.